Cooperia oncophora is the source of this 639-nucleotide messenger RNA. Lineage: Eukaryota; Metazoa; Nematoda; Chromadorea; Rhabditida; Trichostrongylidae. The record is from the annotation of a GenBank genome assembly.
AUGAACGCACUCGAUGAGCAGAUUAGAAACGGCACCGCUAUCACUGUGUUAAUCGGAGAACCGGGAUCUCCCGGUCUACCAGGCACGAAAGGAGAAAAAGGAGCAGAGGGUUUGCCAGGCGUCAAUGGUCAACCAGGACCACCGGGAUGGCCAGGAAUAAAGGGCGAUGAUGGCCUCAACCGGCACAAUUUCUCCCGUGAAUUUGACUUUUCAGGAUCUCCGGGUUUCCCAGGCAAGAAGGGUGAACCAGGUCAACCUGGAGUGCCUGGUAACCCGGGAAUGAUUGGAGAACGAGGAUUAGCUGGAGCCCCUGGACCACAGAGAUGGGACCGUGGACAAUUGACCACCGGGACAAAUAGAUACUCGCUACAGCAAAAUUAUUCCCAUAUUCAGGGAACCCCCGGUCUACCAGGACAAAAAGGUGAAACCGGAAAGGACGGUCUUCCCGGUUUACCUGGUGAGUUUAGUCUUGGCUUGAAGUUUUAUGUACAUAUUGCAAUGAGCAAGUGCUCUCAGGGUUUGGCUCAUACCGCUCAUGUCGAUAAUUAUCGAUUUGGCGACUAUUCGUUGGUCAAAUCGGCCGGCGUAGGUGGUAACGAGGAGCAGUUUGCAUUGAAAGUUCAUGCAUGCUGUCGAUAA